AUGGUUCUGCCAAACCACAUUGCUACCAGCCUUGGUGGUACAUGGCUAUUCAUUAAUCAGUCGCACGCUUCAAGAGUCGAUUUGAACGGUAAUAUUAAAUCUCGAGACAACUUCGGUCGGCACCCAGUGGGUCAAAUCAUCUACGAUCCAGCGGGAUACAUGUCCGCCAGUAUAUCUUCGACAGACCCAGAGCACAUUCCUCCAACACGAAACCCCGACGAGGCAACGGACGCAGACCGCGCACUUAUGAGCAAGCACAGUCUAGCAUAUUCUGGACAGCUGCAUGUUGAGUGGGAGAAUAGUACUGCAACAGUCGGCAGGCUAAUACAUGGGCCGUUGGUCAUGUCAUCGCACACUAGCUGGUUGGGAACAAACCAGAGUCGGAACUACAUAUUGACGAAGAACGCAAGUGAAACGCUUGGGAGAGACAUCCUGCACUUGUGGUUGAAGGGCAGCGAUGGGACAGCAAACUUGUAUUGGGUGAGAGCUGACGCGAGCUGA
Molecule: messenger RNA, 501 nt
Organism: Parastagonospora nodorum SN15
Lineage: Eukaryota; Fungi; Ascomycota; Dothideomycetes; Pleosporales; Phaeosphaeriaceae
Exons: 2
Coding region: 1-501 (166 amino acids)
Source: RefSeq, a predicted model, not a curated record